Closterium sp. NIES-65 is the source of this 2019-nucleotide messenger RNA. The record is from the annotation of a GenBank genome assembly. Lineage: Eukaryota; Viridiplantae; Streptophyta; Zygnematophyceae; Desmidiales; Closteriaceae.
AUGGAGCACUGUUCACUUUCAACGGUCGCACGGUCGAGGGUCAAGUAUAUCCCUUCCGACUGUUGCUCUCCCUUCCGCCGUCGCUCUCCCUUCCGCCCGUCGCACUUCACUCCCCCUCGUCGCCCUGCCUUCCAUCCGUCGCCCACCCUUGUUCCCGUCGCCCUCCCUUCCCGUCGCCCUCCCUUCCCGUCGCCCUCCCUUCCCGUCGCCCUCCCUUCCCGUCGCCUUCCCUUCCCGUCGCCCACGCUUCUUCCCAUCGCCCUCCUGCUUCUCGUCGCCAUCCCUUCCGCUCGUCCCCUCGCUUUCCCUGUCUCCCUCUCUCCCCGUCGCCCUCGUUUGUCCCUCCCCGUCGCCCUCUCUUUCCCCGUCGCCCUCGCUUUCCCCGUUGCCCUCGCUUUCCCCGUCGCCCUCGCUUUCCCCGUCGCCCUCGCUUUCCCCGUCGCCCUCGCUUUCCCUGUCGCCCUCGCUUUCCCCGUCGCCCUCGCUUUCCCCGUCGCCCUCGCUUUCCCCGUCGCCCUCGCUUUCCCCGUCGCCCUCGCUUUCCCCGUCGCCCUCGCUUUCCCCGCCGCCCUCGCUUUCCCCGUCGCCCUCGCUUUCCCCGUCGCCCUCGCUUUCCCCGUCGCCCUCGAUUUCCCCGUCGCCCUCGCUUUCCCCGUCGCCCUCGCUUUCCCCGUCGCCCUCGCUUUCCCCGUCGCCCUCGCUUUCCCCGUCGCCCUCGCUUUCCCCGUCGCCCUCGCUUUCCCGGUUGCCCUCGCUUUCCCCAUCGCCCUCGCUUUCCCCGUCGCCCUCGCUUUCCCCGUCGCCCUCGCUUUCCCCGUUGCCCUCGCUUUCCCCGUCGCCCUCCUUUCCCCGUCGCCCUCGCUUUCCCCGUCGCCCUCGCUUUCCCCGUCGCCCUCGCUUUCCCCGUCGCCCUCGCUUUCCCCGUCGCCCUCGCUUUCCCCGUCGCCCUCGCUUUCCCCGUCGCCCUCGCUUUCCCCGUCGCCCUCGCUUUCCCCGUCGCCCUCGCUUUUCCCGUCGCCCUCGCUUUUCCCGUCGCCCUCGCUUUCCCCGUCGCCCUCGCUUUCCUCGUUGCCCUCGAUUUCCCCGUUGCCCUCUCUUUCCCCGUCGCCCUCGCUUUCCCCGUCGCCCUCGCUUUCCCUGUCGCCCUCGCUUUCCCCGUCGCCCUCGCUUUCCCCGUCACCCUCGCUUUCCCUCCCGUCUCCCUUCCCAUCUCGCACACUUGCCACCCUCUCUUUUCUCUCCCUACUCCCUGUUUUCCCUCCCUCAAAUAAUCGCCUUCCUUCCCCCAACUUAUACCCCUUCCUUGCUUCCCCCCAUCUGCUUCCUUGCUUCCCCCCAUCCCCUGCCCUGCUUCCCCCCAUCCUCUUCAUUCUUUCCCCGUAUCCCCAGCCCUGCUUUCCCCAUCCCCUUUUCUGCUUCCCCACCUCCCCUGCCCUGCCCACACCCAUCCCCUUCCCUACUCCCCCCCAUCCUCUUGCCCUGCUCCCCCCCAUCCCUUCCCUGCUCCCCCCCAUCCCUUCCCUGCUCCCCCCCAUCCCCUUCCCUUCUUCCCCCCAUCUGCUUCUCUGCUCCCCCCCAUUCCCUUCCUUGCUUCCCUCAUCCCCUGCCCUGCUUCCCCAUGUCCCCUGCCCGGCUUCCCCCCAUCCCCUUCCCUGCUUCCCCCCAUCCCUUCCCUGCUUCCCCCCAUCCCCUUCCCUGCUUCCCCCCAUCUCCUUCCCUGCUCCCCCCCAUCUCCUUCCUAGCUCCCCCCCAUCCCCUUCCCUGCUUCCCCCCAUCCCCUUCCCUGUUCCUCCCCAUCCCCUUCCCUGCUUCCCCCUAUCCCCUUCCCUGCUUCCCCCCAUCCCCUUCCCUGCUCCUCCCCAUCCCCUUCCCUGCUUCCCCCCAUCUCCUUCCCUGCUCCCCCCCAUCUCCUUCCCUGCUUCCCCCCAUCCCCUUCCCUGCUUCCCCCCAUCCCCUUCCUUGUUCCUCCCCAUCCCCUUCCGUGCUUCCCCCCAUCCCCUUCCCUGCUUCCCCCCAUAA